This is a messenger RNA of Lytechinus variegatus (green sea urchin), 769 nucleotides long. RefSeq names its product sialin-like. The coding region runs from base 27 to 662 and encodes 211 amino acids. Gene Ontology annotation, molecular function: transmembrane transporter activity. The record is from RefSeq and is a predicted model, not a curated record. The transcript is spliced from 4 exons. NCBI's taxonomy places the organism in Eukaryota, Metazoa, Echinodermata, Echinoidea, Temnopleuroida, Toxopneustidae. Gene Ontology annotation, biological process: monoatomic anion transport; transmembrane transport.
AGAAGAUAUCCAUACCCUUUGUUGCCAUGUUCACAUCUAUUCCCGUUUGGGCCAUUAUCAUGACAUCUUUCGGUGCGUCGUGGACAAAUCAGUUGCUCUUCACGAAUCAACCCAUCUACCUCAAGCACGUUCAAGGAAUGGAUAUUGAACUGAUUGGUAUCACUGCUGCCAUCCCCUUUCUUGUCGAGUUCUCGUUUUUGGUACUGGGUGGCAUGAUCAGCAACAAGCUGAUAAGUAAGGAGUUCUUGAGUACAGGAGCUACAAGAAAAUUGGUAACCUUUAUCGGACUAACCAUAUCAGCAAUAUUUUACCUUCUUCUUGCGUUCGUUGGUUGCAACACCGCCCUCUCCGUCCUGUUCAUGAUAGGCGCAUGUGGCUUCAAUGGGGUCUGCAGUUCCGGCUACUACGUAAACCUGAUGGACAUAGCGCCUAGACUCGCAGGAAGUCUGAUUGGUUUGGUCAAUUCUGCAUCAGCCCUUUCUGGAGGACUAAGUCCGAUUGUUGUUGGAGCUCUUACUCCUAACCAGUCUGACAUUACAGGUUGGCAAACGGUCUUUCUUUCCUGCUUCGGAAUCAAUUUGCUGGCAUGUUUGAUAUUCAUGGUAUUUGGAAGUGGAAAAGAGCAGAACUGGGCCAAGCAAACUGAAUAUGACAAGUUGUGAUUUUGGUUUCAUUUGGCGAUUCAGCGAUUUGCUUGCAGUCAUCGAUUCUCUUUUCAUCUGGGGCCCUUUUCCUAAAGGACUUACAACUGUCAUAACUUGGUAACAGG